AACCGAGCGAGCUAGCAGCCGUUUGUUUUCUCCUUCUGGACGAGCUAACCUCGGCUUUGGCAAUUUAUUUGUUUUAUUUUACCGCUUGACACGAGUUAAGCAGACCAAGAUAGGCGGCUGGGGAUCCAAGAUGUCCAACCGAGUGGUGUGCAGAGAAGCCUCUCAUGCGGGGACCUGGUACUCUGCCUCGGGAUCUCAGCUGAAUGCACAACUCGAGGGCUGGCUGUCCCAAGCUCAGUCCAACUCCACCAUUGGACCUGCUAGAGCUAUCAUAGCGCCCCAUGCUGGAUACACGUACUGUGGUGCUUGUGCGGCACAUGCCUACAAGCAGGUUGAUCCCUCUGUUACUCGUAGGGUCUUCAUCCUGGGACCUUCACACCAUGUGGCCCUCUCCCGCUGUGCCCUGACACCUGCAGACAUCUAUAGAACUCCUCUUUAUGACAUGAGAAUCGACCGGAAGGUUUACGCUGACCUCUGGAAAACUGGGUUGUUUGAACGGAUCAGUUUGCAGACAGAUGAAGAUGAGCACAGUAUUGAAAUGCACUUGCCUUACACUGCUAAAGCCAUGGAGAGCCACAAGGACGAGUUCAGCAUCGUCCCUGUGCUUGUGGGCGCCCUGAGUGAAUCUAAGGAACAGGAAUAUGGGAAGCUGCUCAGCAAGUAUCUGGCAGACCCUUCCAACCUUUUCAUCAUCUCCUCCGACUUCUGCCACUGGGGUCAACGGUUCCGCUACCUAUACUAUGAUGAAACUCAAGGGGAGAUCCACAGGUCUAUUGAGCAUCUUGAUAAAAUGGGAAUGGGCAUUAUAGAGCAGUUGGAUCCUGUGUCUUUCACCAACUACUUGAAGAAGUACCGCAACACCAUCUGUGGGCGUCACCCAAUUGGAGUGCUGCUAAAUGCGGUGGCUGAACUUAAGAAGAAUGGUUUAGAAAUGAACUUAUCUUUCCUGAACUACGCCCAGUCGAGCGAGUGCAGGAACUGGGACGACAGCUCCGUGAGUUACGCUGCCGGGGCUCUCGUCGUUCAUUGAGGGCAACUUUCACAGGGACCAGUGCAGCGCCGCCACCCUGUCCUUACUAUCUAUCGCCAUAACCCAGACACCCUCCCUCUCACCCCACCCCCAAUCGUGCCCACUAUUUGCAGGAAGGACGUAGACACUCAAAGCCAAUACAGUCCCCUUUAUCUGUCGCUCUUCUCCAACCUCCUCUCAGUUUGAAUUGUGUCUCAGAGCUUUUGGUUGAUACAUUUUUCUUGAAAAGUAAUGGUGUGAGGAGAUGUGUGGAAUGCAUAUUAAUUUGGCUCGGGGGGGAACCACCAGGAGGGACAAAUCUUAUUUGGGUUUUUGGAAGGACUUCAGUUGUCCAUUUCAGUUUUUCCUUACAAACGAUGGAUUAGAGUUGUGAUGCAAUCUUUACAUUUGGACUCUUGGCAAUCUAUGCUCAUGUUAUUUGCCUCCGAAAAAGGAAUGAAAAUAUAACUCCAGAUCUUUAUAUAGAAUACUGUAAUGUUGCCAGAUGAAAAUGAAGUGAGUGUUGUGACACGACUGCUUUAAGCUACAUGCGACUUAAAUUUAUAAGACAGUGUCAUAGGCUAUUUCUACCGUCGCAUUAUAAUGUAGUUGCUAACAAAGGGCUGCACCCAGCAGAGUUCACUAACCCCUGUACAAUACCAAAAACAUUAUUACUCUCAUAAUAGUUUUAUUAAAUAUGAUCUUUUAUUCAUAUUCUAUUCCUUUUUUUUCUCCCUUUUUUGUUAUUAUUAGAUGUGAUGGUAUUUACUCAAGUAGUGUGUAGAUUUAAACAAAAGGAGUCUUGUCAGUUAAAAACCAACGACAUGGUUUGCCUGUUAAAUUAGUGCGUGUGCAAUGCUGCUCCCGGAUUCCAAUUAUACAUGUGUAGCAUCAUAUAUAUGGUUUGCUUGGGCCAGACUGCAGCUGUGGGUGCUGCAGAAAUGUCAUCGGAGCUGGAUAUUGUGAAAAAUGAAUCCCAACACUGACACCACUAGUCUUUGUUUACACUGCCACCUUGAAUCUCUGUUGUUAUUGAAUUGUCUUCAUAGUAGACUCAAUCUUAAUUUUUCGUUCUUACAUAAGUUUAAAAAAAAUUUCUUGUUGCAAGCUCCGAACUGAUCGAGUGGCACAGCUUUAGUUUUAGCAGUUUACUAAUUCUGUCCACGAGGUAGUGAUAGACGUUUCUUUUUAUUAACGUUUUUAUAUCCAAAUGCCAAAUGUUAUUGUGAAGAUUUCAGUCUUCAUCCUCAAUGGUUUGUUUCCAGUUUUGUUACUCCUUGAUUCAUGAGAGUAGCUAGAAGAAGUGAUAGAUGGAGGUUUAAGAUCAGCACAAAGUCACCAUUCAAUGUUCAACAAUUUACAACAGGGAAAUGUGGCUCCAUGCUCUAUUAUUGACGGGUGUUAAUCUGUUAAAAACAUGAAUAUAUUUCUUUGCGUUAUGUAACGUCAAGCAAGAGGAUCCCAGUUAUGAAAAAGAAGUUAUUUGCACUGUAAUCCUGCUGCUUGAAAGACUUAAACUGCAUACAAACAAUCUUAAUGCAGUGAACCUGAUGAUUCAUAGUGGCAGGCUUUCAGGGACAGUACGUCAGGCAGCACACCAUGACUGCUGUCCUUUUCAUCUGAGAUCUGAACAUCACUUAUCUCUGACUGACUUUUGCUGCAAUUCCCACGUUACGCUACAAUAUCUGGCUGAAGCAAGUGAGCACAGACUGAAAACACGAAGCCCCACAAUCAAUUGACCUCUGAUGAUAAUUUAAGGGAAACAAGUAAAGCUACACACACGUUUAUUGUGCCUUUUUAUCACGGAUGCACAUAUACAUAAGAAGUGUAUUCUCACUUUUAGUCUUAUUUCAGGAUGUUUACUUUCAGUUUUUAAUUCCCACGUGAACCCUCCCUCUUGCCCAGUGCCCAACAAAGUCUCCAUCCCAUCCAGCUCUCAAGGAGUGUGUCACAUCUCCCUCUAAUCUUGUUGGUCAAAAAUGGCACCAGCUGUGAUCUCCUUUCUCCAGCAGGGAGCGGCGUUUUGUUUUCUCCACCUCACCUCAUUCCUGUAGAAAGAGACAAAAGGCUAAACCUCAACACUGUUAUUUUUUCUGUUUAUGGAUCUUUGUUAGUCUUUUAGAAAUGUUUUUUUUUUAUUAUUAUUUUUCUCUUGCUUAGAGAAUCGGAAGUUACACGUUAAAAAACCUAAAAUACUACUUAACCGCUGCCUAAAUGGAGCUGUUCUGAUCUCAGGUUCCACUGACAAAGCAUCCCUACAGGCUCUUCAGAUGAGGCCAAGGAUUCAUGUUACAAAAAAUAAAAAAGUAAAAUGUACGGAAAA
Messenger RNA from Limanda limanda (common dab), 3332 nucleotides. RefSeq names its product mediator of cell motility 1 (gene memo1). The coding region runs from base 131 to 1030 and encodes 299 amino acids. Lineage: Eukaryota; Metazoa; Chordata; Actinopteri; Pleuronectiformes; Pleuronectidae. The transcript is spliced from 9 exons. The record is from RefSeq and is a predicted model, not a curated record.